Homarus americanus (American lobster) is the source of this 720-nucleotide messenger RNA. RefSeq names its product tigger transposable element-derived protein 7-like. The coding region runs from base 1 to 720 and encodes 239 amino acids. Lineage: Eukaryota; Metazoa; Arthropoda; Malacostraca; Decapoda; Nephropidae. The transcript has a single exon. The record is from RefSeq and is a predicted model, not a curated record.
AUGCAUGUUCUUGCCACCCAAUGUUACCUCCCUCAUCCAGCCUGCAAGAGAAUAUACCAACGAAGAUAUCUGGACGAAGUUCUUGCGGUUAUAGAAGAAGAUGAAGAUCUUAUGGAAGACACACGAGGACAAAGAACUGUUAAUAACGUCAAGAACUACAACCUCAAGUCUGCAAUAUUCAACUUAGCAGCUUCAUGGAAGGCACUGAAGACUAUCACUCUAGCCAAUGCUUGGAAAAAACUUCUGUACAAUGUGGAGGUAGAAUAUGAUUUCGAAGGAUUCGAGGCAAGGGACUUUCAUCGUAUCCUUCAGAGGGCGGGCGAAAAUGAUGUCACAGAAGACAAGAUCAGAAACUGGCUAGAAGACACAGAGGGUGACCCUGGAUACCAACUCUUAACAGAAGAAGAAAUAGCGGAUGAAGUUCUCGUUGGUGACAGCAGAGAUAGUGAAGAUGAGGAAGACGAAGAACCAUUGCCCAAGAAACCCAAACUCUCUGUUAUACGAGAAUCCACUGAUAAUGUCAUUUCGUUCAUUGAAUUGUCAGCAGAAAGUGAUGAUGUUCAGCAUUACUAUCAACAUUUUAGAGCCUUUAGGGAACUCAUUAUCCAGAGGCAGUAUCAUCAAGGUAAACAAAUGAAGCAAGACUCAUUCUUCAAGCCAGUUCGUCCCAACCCUGCUGCAGCUGUUGAGCCUGCUGCUGACUCAGGCCAUCCUCAGUAA